Messenger RNA from Arabidopsis lyrata subsp. lyrata, 579 nucleotides. RefSeq lists its product as uncharacterized. The transcript has 5 exons. NCBI's taxonomy places the organism in Eukaryota, Viridiplantae, Streptophyta, Magnoliopsida, Brassicales, Brassicaceae. The record is from RefSeq and is a predicted model, not a curated record. Bases 1 to 525 code for a protein of 174 amino acids.
AUGGCAUUACAUCUAGCGUUAGGUCUAUGUGUAUAUCUGCUGUUUACACAAGGUGCACAGGGAAACAUUGAUGAUUUUGAUUGUGUUGAGAUAUACAAACAACCGGCUUUCAAACAUCCAUUGUUAAAAAAUCACAAGAUUCAGGAAACAUUCAGCCUAGAUGGAAAUAUUGAAAGAAGCAACAAAUAUAAAACCAAAGAGCAUUGUCCAAAAGGAACAGUUCCAAUUUUAAGACAAGGAAAUGAAUCUCAAAGCGUUCAUCUGAAUACAGCCGAGUAUUCUGGUCAACAUUUUGCAACAAUUGAGACUACGUUAGAUGGAAGUAUCUAUCGGGGAACUGAAGCUGAAAUAAGUGUUCAUGAUCUUAAAUUGCAAAAUAAUCAAUACAGUAAAAGUCAAAUAUGGUUAGAGAAUGGACCUCGAGCUCAACUCAAUAGUAUACAAGCUGGUUGGGCAGUACAUCCAAGAUUAUACGGUGAUAGUGUCACGAGAUUUACAAUCUAUUGGACUGUGAGUAAUUUUUAGUUACUCUUAUUCACAUAAAAACAUUUAUUAGCUUAGUUUUAAGAAAUAAAAGAU